Molecule: messenger RNA, 564 nt
Organism: Wickerhamiella sorbophila
Lineage: Eukaryota; Fungi; Ascomycota; Dipodascomycetes; Dipodascales; Trichomonascaceae
Exons: 1
Coding region: 1-564 (187 amino acids)
Source: RefSeq, a predicted model, not a curated record
AUGCCCCGGCUAGCGAAUUCCCCACCUGGGCUAUCCCGACAAAGGUCUCUUCUCAGCGCCUUCCGUUUGAAGAAGCAACCGGCCAAACCAGGCAAGCCCCUACAAAUCUCCGAUCCCAUCCUUAUCACGUCUGACAGCAUGGAUUCUGAUCGAUUCAGUGCGUAUCUGUGCGAGAGCGCCCGCACACCAGAGUGUCAAAUCGACCAGCAAUCGUUCUCCCCAGCCUUCCUUGCCUCGGAUUGGACCGGCUCGUCGCCCAGCCAGUGCAACUCUCCGCCAGAUCUAAUUGACGCCGAAUGGUGUCCAGACUCGCCCGGAAGCUUCGACUUUAGGGGCCACAGCCGUGACAACUCGGAAUCAACCGCGUACUGGUCCAGCGUCAAGGACGACGACGAGGAGUCCGUCUACUCCACGCUGGAUUCUGACUAUGUCAGCGGUGACGAAGACUGCGACGCCAUGGCCUACGAGUCUCCGUCAAUUCACACGGUCGAGCGGGUUUACUUCCGCAGACCCUCUGUUCAGUCCAUCUGGCACGUCAGCGAGCCUUCCUCCAUCGUGGUCUAA